AUGAUUUUAAGAUUUCUACUUUGCAAUGCAUUGUUGGCAUUGUGUGCUGCCACCGGUACCGAACCCCUCUUCGCCCCCCUCGUUCCAUUUGAAAGUUCACAUUACUUUACGCUCACAAAUAAGGUGACCGUCAAAGAGAUGUCCCACGGUGCCAGUGAAGAAACCAGUUAUAAUUUCCGAACAUUACUUCGCGUUAAUUCAGUAUGGUCUAAGGAUAAGGAUCAAUUACUCCAAUUAUAUUUCACCGAAAAUCAAGUCUCUACCAUCGACAAAAAAGGGAAAGAAAAAAUUCAACCAAUUUAUAGAAUACCCGAUCGUCCAUUCUACAUUGGCUUCGAAGGACAUGGUCCCACCAAAGUAUUGGCCCAUUCCUAUAAGGAUCAAUCCCUACUGAAUAUGGAAAAGGGUAUUGCCUCUCUGUUACAGCUGCAAUAUAAAGUUGGACCAAUGGUCGAAAUCGAUUCUUCCGGUAUGUGCAAUGUUUUCUAUAAUGCCAAGUCCACAAUGAAAGUGGAAAAGAAGAAAAUCGAUUGUUCCAAUUGGGAUUUGAAAAUGGCCUAUCGUUCGGAGAGGGCUUUGGAUAUUUCCAGAUUAUCUUCGGAAAAGGUUGAUUUUGACAUCUCCCCUGAGGGUGCCUUGUUGCAGGCCCAUAGUGUGGAAACCCAUAAAUUGUAUUUGACAGCCCAACCAGAAAUUGGCACCCUCAUUGAAUCGGUCACCACAUUCAAACACAUUGAAGAGAUUGCCGAACCAGUUGAACAAUUGAAAUUUGAAUCAUUGACUGAGGCCGUGGAAAGUCUUUUGGAAUGGUAUCGUGAAUUUGAAAUUGAAUCAGAUGUGGAUGGGGCCAUAUCGGAAUUCGGGCCAGUGACGCUUAAAAACGAAGUCAAAAAAUAUGCCAAGAAACUCACGGGCAAAUUAAUUGGCCAUGAGGAAUUAGCUGAGGCCUUUGCCCGCAUGGUCCCCGUGGCCCGUAUUACCAGUCAUGAUGAAUUUGUGGAGAUAUUGGAAAACCACAAGGAUCUACAUUCCCAAUUGGUUGAUCUCUUGGGUGCAGCACAAACCUUUGAAGCCCACAAGGCCAUAAAUAGUACCUAUAAAUACAAUCGUUUGGCCGAUUUCAAUAUGCUGGAAAAAUACCUACAAUCAUUGGCUGUGGGAACCCAUCCCGAUAUUGAAAUUGUCAAAGAUCUCUUUGCCAUUGCCAAAACGAUGGAUGAUUCACCUCUCUUCAAGAAAAUCAAAAGUUCCGUCAUACAAUGUAUGUCCUCGUUGGCCCAUCAUUUUGAGCGUGAAGUCAUUGAAAUUGAUAUACGCGAUUAUUUGACGAAAAAUCUGAAAAAGGAUUGUGGCAAGGAUAUCGAUUGCAAAUUGCUUAUGAUUCGCGGCUUACAAAAUGUCCUCGAUCAAAAAUCCAUUGAACCCUUGAUGGGUUAUGCAUUUUUGGCGGAGGAGGAUAAACUCGUUGUUGCUGCCAUGCAGGCAUUGCGUCGCUAUUCUGUUACACAUUUCAAUGAACUACAUCGUGUGGGUUUCACUUUGAUAUUCUUUCAAAAUCGUAAAAAAUAUCCCACCUCGGCGCGUACUCUUGCCUUGGAUAUUCUGCUGGAUAUGCGUCCUACCAAAGAGCAAUUGGGUCAGAUAUUGGAUUAUCUAGCAUCGAAUGAUCAUCAUUUUGAAAUCAAAACUUAUGUGAUACAAAAACUGCGCAUGUAUGCGGAGCUACAUCCGAAAUUUAAGGCUCUGCUACAAAUGUGUCUGAAUGAGAGGCCACACAUUAAUAACUAUCAUAUUUUGGGGCAGAAGGGUUUCACAUCAGUCCUGGCCAGACCUCUAUCUUCCUCCCCAGCCUUUAACGAAACUUUGUUGAGUGUACAAGAAGUCCACAAGGGGGUGUUGAGACGUGGUUCCGUGGAAUUAUUACUGACAGCCGGAGAAUAUGCAGCCACCACAUUUAAGUUGGGCAUCUUCACAAAUGGUCUGGAAUCAUUUGUGGGUGGCAACAAUGAGGUCGAUGGUGACAUGGAUGAUGACGAUGAGGAUGAAAAUAAAGAAUAUGAUCCCAUUUCGGCUGGUAUGGAAAUUUCUGUCAAUGGAAUUUUACAUCGGCCAUUGAUUUUCUUUACCGGCAAAGCGGAGUUAAUGGGUCACAUAUGGAGUGGUACAGUUUCGGAAUCGACUCCUGCCUUCCAGGGUACAAUGUUGGGUCAUGAUCAUGAACACUAUUUGCUGUUAACCUCUGGGGCUACAAUACAUUUUACUGUGAUCGGUGCCAGGUCGGUGGAUUUGAAUGGCAAGGCGGGUUUUAGUUUGUGGAAUCGUAAUGCCAAUACGGAAAUUAAACAAGAAACUGCCAAUGUCGUCUUUGGUAAAACCAAAGUUGGUUUCACUUAUGCCACUGCCACCCAUGAAUUUGUGUUCUCCUACGAACCCAAAAUUGUGCUCGAGGCACAUAUUGAUUUCUAUGAUGAAUUGAAAUUGUGUAUGCGUCUCCAACGACCGGAGAUGGUUAUAAAUGUCAAAAACACAAAAUCGGUUGCCCUGCAUUCCAUGUAUGACUACACCAAAACGGUCAACAAGAAAUAUUCCCAAAAAAUACCCGGACACACAAUUGCAUUGAAUCAAAAGAAUAACAAUAUGUGUCGCAUGGUUGCCAAAGAUUUACAACAUUAA
This is a messenger RNA of Musca vetustissima, 2673 nucleotides long. It is a transcript of the gene Mtp, whose product is annotated as microsomal triacylglycerol transfer protein. Lineage: Eukaryota; Metazoa; Arthropoda; Insecta; Diptera; Muscidae. Gene Ontology annotation, cellular component: Golgi apparatus; endoplasmic reticulum; basolateral plasma membrane. The transcript is spliced from 8 exons. The coding region runs from base 1 to 2673 and encodes 890 amino acids. Gene Ontology annotation, molecular function: lipid binding. The record is from RefSeq and is a predicted model, not a curated record. Gene Ontology annotation, biological process: lipoprotein metabolic process; lipid transport.